Messenger RNA from Lachancea fermentati, 1002 nucleotides. The record is from the annotation of a GenBank genome assembly. NCBI's taxonomy places the organism in Eukaryota, Fungi, Ascomycota, Saccharomycetes, Saccharomycetales, Saccharomycetaceae.
AUGUCUCACGUUGACAAGAAACAAAAGAAGUCCAACUCUCUAGAGCAAUUGAAGGCCAGUGGUACCGUGGUGGUGUCAGAUACUGGUGACUUUGAGUCCAUUGCCAAGUACACUCCACAAGAUGCUACUACCAACCCUUCUUUGAUCUUGGCCGCUGCUCAAAAGAAGGCUUACGCUAAGUUGAUCGACUCUGCUGUUGCAUAUGGUAAGAAGCACGGUAAAACUGUAGAAGAGAAGACCGAACAAGCUGUUGACAUGCUUUUGGUUGAAUUCGGUAAGGCCAUUCUAGAAAUUGUCCCAGGUAGAGUUUCUACCGAAGUCGACGCCAGAUUGUCCUUCGACAAGGAUGCUACUGUCGCUAAGGCUUUGCACAUCAUCAAGCUUUACGAGGAUGCUGGUAUUUCCAAGGAGAGAAUCUUGAUUAAGAUUGCCUCCACGUGGGAAGGUAUCCAAGCCGCUAAGGAAUUGGAAGAGAAGCACGGCAUUCACGUGAACUUGACCCUAUUGUUCUCUUUCUGCCAAGCUGUUGCUGCUGCCGAAUCCAAGGUCACCCUAAUUUCCCCAUUCGUUGGUAGAAUCCUUGACUGGUACAAGGCCAGCACUGGCGAGACCUACUCUGCCGAAACCGACCCAGGUGUGCAAUCCGUCAAGAAGAUCUUCAACUACUACAAGAAGUACGGUUACAACACCAUUGUCAUGGGUGCCUCUUUCAGAAACGUUGGUGAAAUCAAGGCCUUGGCUGGUGUUGACUUCCUAACCAUUUCUCCUGGUUUGUUGGAUCAACUAAUGAACUCUCAAGACAGUGUCCCACAAGUGUUGGACGCCUCUGCUGCCAAGGACGAAGACAUCGAAAAGGUUACCUUCAUCAACGACGAGCCAGCUUUCAGAUUCGAAUUGAACGAGGACGCUAUGGCCACCGAAAAGCUUUCCGAAGGUAUCAGAAAGUUCUCUGCCGAUAUCGUUACUUUGUUCGACUUGAUUGAAGAGAAGGUGAAGGCUUGA